Messenger RNA from Hydatigera taeniaeformis, 609 nucleotides. NCBI's taxonomy places the organism in Eukaryota, Metazoa, Platyhelminthes, Cestoda, Cyclophyllidea, Taeniidae. The record is from the annotation of a GenBank genome assembly.
ACAAAGCGUGAUUGGUUUAAUCGAAAUCGUUACUCCCUCUACGGUAUUAAUUUAUGGAAACGGGAUUACGACAGCUCAACUUUGCUCUUACAAUUGGUGUUUAGCUUGAUCAAGGAUUACGUCCAACGUCCGAAGUAUGCAGCGCUUCGCAAGACCAACCUCUUUUUCACAUAUGACCGGCAGCCAUUUGAUGUUGGUGAUUGGUAUCGCACUGUGCGAUUAAAUCCUGCUGCUAACCACAAUGAGGGUCGUCAUACGCCCAUCUCCCCAGCAUCCUCCACCGUCACUCUUAGUCCCGACGGCAAUCGUAGUUGGCUAGACUCCGAAAUAGAUGCUCGUCGGAAUAAUCAGCGUGAGACUUCAUUAACCCGGCGCAGUCCCGCUCCUCUUCCCUUUGAUCCGCCAAAUCACCUGCUGUGGAAGGAAUAUGUUUCUCCCAACUGGCAAAAAUCUCUAGUGUGCAGUUCUGCGAGAUCGCAGACUCUUCCACCACCCGGUGCCUCAUCUCUUCGUCACGCUUCCCCGACUCCGCCUCCCCUUUCAAAUGCUUUUGAGAAGUCCGGAGUUCUCGGUUCCAAUUCAUCCGGUUUGUUCGCUAUCUAUGUAUAA